AUGCGGCAGAAUUCACAACGAAGUUUGAGUAUGAAUGCAAUUGAAGUCGACAUGAAUCACUGUCAAGAACUAUCGACGGAACUGCGCAAAAUUGUAGAAAAGGUGUAUCACAACUUGGAAUUGGUUAAAAAUCGGAGCAAUAAAGAUAUGGAGCGAUCCGUCAAAGUUGAAGGAAUCCUGAAUAAUUUGAAAUUAAUUGAAAAUGAGAUUCAAUUGCUUUUGCCACAUUUGGAAGACGUUGAUAAUUACGAAUCAGUAAGUGGAUAUGCGGUUAGUGUACGCACUGGAAGGUCUCGGACAUUAUCCGUUUUAUCAGAUGACUCAUUCCAAUCGGCGGUGGAAGAAUUCACAACAGAAAUCGACGAUGUUGAUUUAUCCAACGAUGCUGCAAAGCUGAAUAAAGAAGAUUUAUUGUUCCUUCAAGAAGGAAUGAAUGCUGCGUUGAAUGGAGAUGUGAAAUAUCGAAAAAGUCGUGCUGAGUUUUGUAAUUGUGAGAGCGAAUUGGAUUUCGCUGCCAAACUUUACUGCAUUCGUCGUGCUCUCGAUCACACACUUGAAGAUGAGCAUAAACGAGUUUGGCUUGCGAAAUGUGGCAGAGCGCUUUUGGCAGACUUCAUCCGACACACGAAACAAGACCCCAUGAAAUUCUACGUCGUUUAUGAUGACAUGCUGGAGUUUGCGUCGUCUGAAAAGAAUCUUGAUUUGCUCCAACAAGAUGUUUCCUCUAGAGGAGUAACCCAUUUUGGAUUUUACGACAUUGUUAUUGAUUUCAUUAUUCUCGAUGCGUUCGAGGAUCUUAAAUCACCACCUUCUGCAAUUUAUUCAGUCACAAAAAAUUACUUCAUGUCCAAUUCUAUGAAAUAUUCGACAUUGAAUACAAUUAUUUGGUCGAUUAUCAAAUCAAAACGACAGAGAUUACAGAAUCCUGAUGGCUUCAUCGCAAAAUUCUACAGUUUAUCGGAAUGCGUCAUGCCUGCUAUUACAUUAGGAUUCCUCGGAACUGAUGAGCGACUCGGUGAACUAUGCCAAUAUUUUAAGGAACAAAUCGUUCAAAUCGUUCUUGAUAUGUUCAAUACGCAAAAAGUUUGCUACCGCUCGCUUGAGGAAAUGUCGGAAGAUGUGUGGAUUGUGAUGCGCAAUCGACUAGAAGCUGUCCAAACACGAUUGAGCAACGAGCUUCUGCCUGCUUAA
This is a messenger RNA of Caenorhabditis bovis, 1191 nucleotides long. The record is from the annotation of a GenBank genome assembly. Lineage: Eukaryota; Metazoa; Nematoda; Chromadorea; Rhabditida; Rhabditidae.